Molecule: messenger RNA, 261 nt
Organism: Lichtheimia ornata
Lineage: Eukaryota; Fungi; Mucoromycota; Mucoromycetes; Mucorales; Lichtheimiaceae
Exons: 2
Coding region: 1-261 (86 amino acids)
Source: RefSeq, a predicted model, not a curated record
AUGAGAGUUCUCAAGACGUCUUUACAUUGCCUCUUUUGGGUGAACAUGUUGGAUGAUGGUACCUCUGGCAGCAACAAGUUACGGAUCUCAAAGCAAGAAUGCACAUAUGGUCGGCUCAAUGGUAUGCAUGGUGUUUGGAUCUAUUGCAGGACCGCCUUAAUUAUUAACCUUACCAUAAAACAGCAGCAGCACACUGGAUCGGAUGGAUACAAGGUUAUUUACAACCAUCAAUGGAAUGGUAUUGAGAAAUACACAAGGUAA